ACAGAACAACCUCAGGAUAUAAAAAGUGAAGACCUAUCUGUGGUUAAAGUGAGGAUAAAUCUGUGGUUGGAAAGAAGCAAAACUUUGAUGCUGGAUCCUGCGAUGCCAGAGGAACCCAGUAAAGACACCAUGACAGUGCCAGCAGCCCCAGAAAGAGCUGUCGUGGAGAAGGCCAACAUCAAUGACCACACUCCGACUGUGACUAUAGUAGCUAUCCCUUUGGUCACUGAAAUCCAACUGAACGCGGCCACAGGUGGUGCAGAACUCUCCUGCUAUCGCUGCACAGUGCCGUUUGGUGUGGUCAUUCUCAUUGCCGGUAUCGUGGUCACUUCUGUGGCCUACAGCUUCAACUCACAUGGGUCCACCAUCUCCUACUUUGGGCUGGUGCUACUAUCUGCUGGACUGGUGCUAUUGGCGCUAAGUGCGGUAUGCUGGAAGACGAGACUUGAGAGAAAGAAGGAGAGGCGGAGGGAAAGCCAAACUGCAUUGGUCGCAAACCAGAGGAGCAUCUUUGCAUGAAGGGAAAGACUGAUCAUCAGGAGAGAAAUAAGUCUGUGAUAUGUUUGGGUGCGAGAGGAAACAGAGGUAGUGGUUCAUUUGAAAGCGGAGUGGAGACAGCUGUAUCCAGAUGUUUUCAUGACUGACCAACGUCUAUGUGGUGGGUCGUUGACCUGCAAGGCUUUCACCUCAGACUGUCUCUAGGCUAAGCAAGUCAAAACGUCUUAGCUUUCAUGAAGUUGUUGGGUUUUUAAUCUGUCAAACAGACUGGUCACAUCUGGGAAGCUGGGCAGACAGCCAAACUGAAUGUAUCAAAAUUAAGACAAAUUACCACUGUACAAAGCAAUGGAGAGGAUGUUUCCCAUUAAUCUACUGUUGCAUCUGGUGUCUUAGAUUUACUGGGGGGGAUAGUGGUCUGAAAGGAGGGGGACAUGGGACAAUCCAGAACAAUGAAUCAUGCUUCAUUUACCAUGUUUUAGACAUAACAUCUCUCAUUAAGUCUGAUUGUUCGUUUUCAUUUCACACAGAAUUAUGUUCAAGUACCUGACAUGGGAAUAUGGUACUUACAUGUUAAUAUGUAAUGAUAUAUAUUGGCAUUAUGGGGACACAAAAACGUGUUGUUUUUGUUUGAUGUUUAUUAUCGUAUUCUCUGAAACAAGUCGAGCUCAGAGAUAAAGUCAAUUAGAUGUCACACAGUAAUUAUGUAUAGUACCUAUGAUGUACCUAUGAUGUUAUAGGUAGUAUUGCAUUAUGAGGGAAUAUGAUUAUUGACUAAAUGUAAUUUACAUCGAAUUAACCUUUAUUAAGUAUUCUCUGUAAGCACUUUGUUCCACACCAUGACUAACAUGGUGUUCUAUGUAACUAUGACAACAAGAUUCUUUGGAAUUACUAGCAUCUUGCCACAGUCUUGUUGUCACUACAGUACUUGCCAUUGUCAGUAAAUGUAUUUCAUAUGUUGAGCGAUAUGAAAUGUUCUAGUAUUUUAUUCCACUUUAAUAUAAUCAUUUUUAUGUAUGACU
Salvelinus namaycush (lake trout) is the source of this 1517-nucleotide messenger RNA. RefSeq names its product transmembrane protein 100-like. Bases 88 to 519 code for a protein of 143 amino acids. Gene Ontology annotation, biological process: cellular response to BMP stimulus. NCBI's taxonomy places the organism in Eukaryota, Metazoa, Chordata, Actinopteri, Salmoniformes, Salmonidae. The transcript has a single exon. The record is from RefSeq and is a predicted model, not a curated record.